This is a messenger RNA of Ceratosolen solmsi marchali, 4703 nucleotides long. It is a transcript of the gene blo, whose product is annotated as bloated. Bases 1 to 4518 code for a protein of 1505 amino acids. NCBI's taxonomy places the organism in Eukaryota, Metazoa, Arthropoda, Insecta, Hymenoptera, Agaonidae. The record is from RefSeq and is a predicted model, not a curated record. The transcript is spliced from 7 exons.
AUGAAUAUAAAAGUUGAGAACCGACAUUUUAGUUUGAACGUCACGCAAGUUAAUUCAAGACGUGAUUCGCCAAACAUUCCCACGGUUGUCGUUGGAAAUGUGGAAUGUGGAUUGAUAAAAAAUCCACUGAGAAAGGAAAAUAUCAAAGCACGUAAUAAGGAAGAUCUCGCGCAGGAAGCUGCCCGUGUUCUUCAACAAGUAGACAGUGUUGACUGCUUUGCUCACAAUUACAAUCACAAAUAUAGCAGUUUACCUACUCGUAGGCGUAAGUCGAAGCAAAGUUUUGAUAUUAAUGCUAACUUAAGCGAUCGACCCAACGAAAAAGCCAGUGUUACAAUUGCUGACGAACUCGCUAGUACUCCAAAGGCUAAAAAGAAAGCCUUGGAGUGGAAUGCUAACGAUGCCGGUUCAUAUAAAAUUAAGCAGACAAUUUCCAAGCUCUUCUCGCCCAAGUUAGAGAGAAAGCAAAGGCCACUCACAUCUGCUAAGCUUCUCAGAAGGAGCUAUAGUGAUGUUGGUAGUCACAUACAUAAUACCAGCAAAUCGCAUCGUAAACGCAGUGGUAGUGACAGUGAGGGUUUACUUUUAAAUAUAGUACGAUCUAAGAAGCCACUUUCACCAAUCAUCGAAUCUUCGCCUCAAAUAUUUGAUCAAUCGUUUCACUUUGACAACAUUCAUGAAGCAAAAAAAUCAAAGCAAGAAGAGAAGAAAAUAGAUUCAGAAAGAAAAAUAGAAUGCACCGAUGAUAAUAGUGUUCCAAAUAGUGUUGUUUCGACCCGUAUAAAAAUUAUACCUAUUCAUAUUGAAAACGUAGGAACGCACGUUUCUAAACGUGGUUUAUCCUCGUUGAAUAAGAAAACUGUCGACAUUGACAAGGUCGAUCAUAUUAAUAAAAGUAUGUUACACAGUAGCAGAUAUGAUCAAAUUGGUAAAGAAUCAACAAUUCACAAGAUGAUAAAUCGAUUGUCCAAUGAUUGCUCACCGCCACCUCAAUUGACCAGAACUAUGAUAACACCUGGACCUGGAUUUGGUCAUAAUAAUAACAGACCCUUUUCUUAUACUCGACCAAAUGAAUCAAAUAUGCCAUCCCUACAAACUGAUGUUAUCUAUGCUCAAGUUCAACUGGAUAAAAAGAAAGCUCAGAGAAGCCAUUCUGACAGUGACGAGGGUCUGGGAUUAGACAGAAAGGAUUCAUCAAGAGAAAAUAGUCCAGCUGAAAAGGAAUAUCAUAGGACAGAUUUGUAUACAGAUGAAUUGCAGCAUAAUAACGAAUUUAACAGUUUUAAGUCGCUAUAUGAUGAUGAGAGAACCAAGACCAAACAAUUUGGAAAUUUUGGUAAUUCAACAAAUAACUUCAUAGCAAGAAAUGCAGAACGUAGAAGAUUUCAUAAUUUUGAUGAUAUGGAAAAAAAUUUAUUAAGUAAACCAGAAAAAUAUACUUCAAGUAUAUUUGUUGACACUUUAAAUUAUGCAAAAGCAAAUAGUUCUAAUUCGAGGCACAUAGAGAAUAAUGAAUUAAAGAGCAGAUUAACUAAAGAUCAAUCUAAAUGCAGUAAAGCAUCAGGUUUAAGUGCACGAAGAGAUCUUUUAGAAUCAAGGAUAAAGUCGCGUUUACUUGCAGAUGAAAUAUUUGCUGCAAAAAGUAAUCUCAAUUUACCUAAAACAAUUGAGCAUGAAAUUAUUGAUAAGCCGAUCGUGCCAUCACCUGUAAUUCCGAAUCGUGUAGAAUCACCAAAGCGUUGUAUAGAUACAUAUAUCAGUGAAACACGAACGAAUAGUAAUGGUGAAAAGUAUAUGUUUAAAAAAGAAAUUCAUGAGGAUAAUGGUAAAGUUUAUGGUUAUGAAAAAAAGAUUACCAAUAAAAUUCCUGUUGACAAAUAUCUAAAUCCUCAAUCGAAGGAUGGAUAUACAGUAGAAACACAUACAGACCAGUUUGGUGAUAAGUAUAUCAUAGAAAUGCGGACACAUAGUAAUUGUUCUGAAAAUUUCAGCCCUGUAUUUAACACUCAAGGUACAAAAAGCCCAGAAAUGCAAACAUUUCUAUCAACUAGGUUGCUAAAUGAAGCCGAUAAGACAUCUACUCAUACAAUAGAUGAACAAUUAAUAAGGGAGUCAAGAGAAAAUGAAAUAUUGUUACCAUCUAUUAUAACAAGAGACAGCGAUGAUUAUUCUUUUUCACAGAACGAGGACAAUUUUAUUGUUUACCGUCCAAAAAUAAAGAAAGAUGCCAAUCAAACUAAAAUAAAAAAAACUACAGAGAUCAUGAAGGGAAAAAGUAAAUCAACUCAAAGACUUGACGAACUCGAUAAUAUAACACCAAGAUUAUUAGAAAAAAAGCAUAUCACAAGAUCUUAUGAAAAUCUUACUUCUACAGAUUAUAUAAAUGCUUUAGAUAAUUCAACAUCGAGUGGUUACAAAGGAAGGUUAUCAUUUGUAAAAUGUCAUCCGGAUGAUCUUCAAGGUUUAAAUGAUGAGUAUGAUACUGAUAUUUCUCAAGUUACCAAUAACCAGUUAGAAUCAUCCAAAUAUUAUACAGAAAUAAGAACAACAAAUAAACACUUAUCCAAUAAACUUGACUUUCAAGAUGAUUAUGAUAGUUCACCAUCGUGUAUGCAUGUUGAUCGUAACAAUUACAGUUCUAGUCGUGCAGAUAUUACUGCAAGGGAUUCUAUUAUUUGUGAGACCUCAAUGUAUUCUAAUGAAUCGCAUAAUAUCAGAAAGGACAAUCAAAAAAUUAUAGAAGAAAACUCAAGGAAACCAAUAAGGGUAUCAGAAAAUAGAUUAGAUUAUCUUGAUAACAGUAAUGCAAGGGAGGGUUCUAGAAGUAAAUUAACUAAAGAAGGAUCGGAAAUAUUUAAUGAAAUACCACAGAGACCGCCAAGAGUAAAUCACGAAAAUAAAUUUAGACAUCCACAUCAUGAAAUGCGUGGCUACACAGAAAGACGUCAUCGAGAGACCAUGACAUGUGAUACCGAUCGCAAAGAUCGAUUAGCAGAUUCGGGAAUCGAGAAUGAUUAUAGACGAGAUUCGCAAGAAGCAGAUAGGCGCGAGCCUUUUGAAUCGGAGGAUGAAGGUUUUGUUACUAUGGAAUUUAUAAAGCAAGAACGUCGACAUACUGAUUGUAAUAUGAAUUUAAACGUAAUAGAUAAGGGUCGCUACGAUAAAUACGUUAUGUAUUACGAAAGUAAAAAUAUACAGCCAGUGACAUCAAAACCACCAUCUGGAGCUGAUGCAAAGAAGUAUGAAAAAAAAUCAAUUAAAAAAAGUGGAACAAUGAGUAAAGUGAAGGAAUUAUUUCGUAAAAAAGAAAAAAAAGCCAAUGAAGAAAAAAAUAAAAAGAAUGCAAUGACGAGUAAUAGUGGAACUUUGACAGAUGACGAAGUACUGAUGAGAUAUAAAGAAUAUCGUGGUGAUCAGCUAAGAAGUGCUAAAAGUACCAAGGACUUAAAAACCGACAUCAAUGAGGAUGAAUACAGGCAGCGUAGACGUUUAUCGACACCCAGCGGAAGUCCAAGUCCACCGCAACAUUCAAGAUUAUCACGAUCAACUGGAACACUUAUACAACCCAUUCAACAACUUCGCUAUCUUAAAAGUACCCCCAUGCAGGAUAAUCAAGUUCAAGAGGCUGAGAGAAAGGGAUGGUUUAAAUCUUUAUCCCGCAAAAAUAAAUCCAGUGCGAAACAUGUUGACAAGGAGCCACGAAUACCGGAAAGCGAGAUUUUAACAACUGCCACAGAAAAUGAGGAAGCUUCUUCAGUACCCGAGCGAAUUUCAGUGCAAAAAAAUCUUCGAUUCUUCGGGGAUACCGAUCAAGAGUCAAUUUCAUCGAAUCGAAUCGAUAGAAACAAACAAGUAGAUGACCGUACCAAAACCAGUCGUGAAAUUACGAACACAAGCCGUCACCCUAUGGGAAUCAUAGUACCACAAAGGAAGCCCUCCAGAUUUACAGAAAGUGCAUUAUCCUCUGGUGAAAGUACAACAGGAGAUAGCAGUCAACAGAGUCAAAACUCACAAAGAUCUCAAAGAUCAGUUGUGUACUUACACGCUGCAACAGUUGGAGAGAUCCCGGGUCCAAAUGAGAGACGGCGUGCAGCAAGUCGUGAGGAAUUGAAUCGUCCGCUUACAGCUCAUACACGCACCGUAUCUAGGAGCGUAAGUGUAUUAGCGCCAUGGCGACCGAAGAACUAUCGCGAGCCUUAUGAAAUUAACUACGACCAACAACAGCUUGCGAAGCCUGUGACAACAAUAAGACGCAGACAUCGCAGCCGCGAAACACUUAGUCGCCGUGGUAAAGAACCUAGACGAAGCAAAGACUCUAAGACAGGUACAACCAAUCGCAGCACACUAAAGUCAAAAGAUAAACAAAAAGUGGAUAGAACUGUUUCUACAGAAUCAUUAGCUAGCAAGUCGCGGAAUGUAAAUUCUCGACAAGAACUACACCGAUCCACAUCCGUCCCACGAGAUCCCAAUAAGAGCGCAGGAUGGUUUAAAAUGAAGAACAAAAAAUCCCAGGCCUAAGCAAUAGGCCAUUAUUCAAUACUAGUCUUCGAGUUUUCAUAAUUAAUAAUCUUUUAAUUUUAAGAAAUUAAGUAAUUAUUAAAAUAUGUGGAUGCACCGUCAUAUGUUUUUAUGUAAUUGCGAAGUAACUUCUUUAUGUUCCGCCAAUUUUAUUUUUCAUCUCCACAUUGUUUUUUUUUCAUCGU